This is a messenger RNA of Emericellopsis atlantica, 1550 nucleotides long. RefSeq lists its product as uncharacterized. The transcript is spliced from 4 exons. The coding region runs from base 407 to 1513 and encodes 368 amino acids. Lineage: Eukaryota; Fungi; Ascomycota; Sordariomycetes; Hypocreales; Bionectriaceae. The record is from RefSeq and is a predicted model, not a curated record.
GUAGAAGGUCAGUCAGUGUGUGUGCCUUAUCGGCCCACGUUCACGCAUGUAGACGGCACAGCCGUGCGUUGUUUUCUUCAACACCCCUGCCAGCUGCGGCCUAGCUACAGAAAGGGAUCUCACACUUGCCCCCAGGGGAUCUAACGUGGGACGCUCGAGCGUUGUAUCGCGCGAUCCUGCGCGGGCGUGCCCUUGUCUGGUACUCACCAGCCAGGCCGUGUCUGUCCUGCAGUCAAUCGCCUGCCUGAUGCCACGGCACAAGAUGACAAGGAGAAGCAAGAGAUCGAGUCCCAUCCCAUCCCGCACACUGAUCAGUCGCUUCUAUAAACCUCACCACAUCCUCCCCCUCGACCCCUUCAUAGUGAGUUUGUGGUUAUAGCCUCUAGCCAGCCAGACAGCCAUCGCCAUGGCGGCGGGCUUGAACAACACGAAGCUCAUGGUGACGGGCAUCAUCAUGAGCAUCUUCGCGUCCCUCAUCUUCUUCACCCACAUCUAUCUCGCCGUCAUCCGCAAACGCACCUUUUCGUGGGAAGACGGAUGGCUGACGGCAGCUUGGAUGGUCUUCAUUGUCAUCACCAGUCUUUACCUCAACGCCGGGCCUGUUAUAUUUCGAUUGCAAGAUGUCUCCGAGGGCAAAAUCGAACUGUACGACACAAUUAUGGACGAUACACUGGUUGUACAAAAGACGUUUUUUGUCGUCACCUCUGGUCUUUGGAUCUGCUUGUGGCUCAUCAAGGCUUCGCUGCUUUGCUUGUAUAAGCGCUUGAUGGCUGGUUUGAAGUCGUACAUCAUCCUCUGGUGGGUCGUCGUCUUCAUCUGCGUGGUGACACUCGCUGGCGCCAUCACCUCUUCCAUGUUGUCGUGCUCGAGCAUGAGCGCCUGGUUCACACCUGGGGCCUGCGGUACACCGCGCGACGUUCGGGCAGCCUACAUUAGCUUGUGGUACUCGUACUCUGUCGAUGUGUUUACCGAUCUCCUGGUCAUGUUCCUUCCCCUCGGCCUCAUCCGCAACCUCCAGAUGCACUGGAGACGCAAGAUUACAAUCGGCGCCCUCUUCUGCCUCGGAUGGGUCUGCAUUGCCGUGUCGACGAUCCGCGUAACAUACCUGGGCCACGACAAUGCCGCUGGCCAGGAGUUCAAGCAGCCCUCGACCUCUUGGCUCGCAGUCUGGGGUAUCGUCGAAGCUGCCAUUGCCGUCAUCAUUGGAUGCGGACCCGGUCUCUACCGCGAGGCCAAGGUUCUCAAGUCGGGUGGCCGCCUCACCUACAACCAAAACUACGACUACAACCCGGGUGGUGGUUACAUCAAGGCCACGAGCGGCCGAUCCCGCAACAAGUCUGGCAACGGGACGCUAAACGACAACGAGAUGAUGACCUACCCGCGUGCGACCGUGCAGAUCAACAAUCGCAGCGACAGUGAGGAGGACUUGUUCACCGAGCGUGGCAACAAGAACAUUAUGGUGACGAGGUCGGUCGUGAUCAGCCAAGACGAAGAUCAGCCGCACGCAAAAUAGAAUGAGCGAUAUUAUUUGACUUAUAGAAUUGACGGGC